AUGGCAUCUGCGAGCUUCCAGAAAUUAAUCUCUUGCAAUAACAAAAAACGUCAUGUUACUAGCAUUGGUGCAGAAUCUAUUACACCGGCAAUUAUUUGCGUUGUUGAAUGUAAAGAAUAUAAACAUGAAUAUUUUCCACAUUAUUAUCGUGAUUGUAUUCAAAAGACGAAAUAUAUUCCAUCUAAGCUUAGUUAUAAUUCAAAACUAUUUUAUUUUGGUGGUCAACGAGCUUUUAAACGAAAAAUAUUUAUUAUAUUUACAUCGAAUUUUGUUACAUGUCAUCUAACAUACAAUAGUUAUUGUGAUGCGCAUCGAGCCACAAUAAAAGAUUCUUAUCCUUCAACUAAUCCUAUUUUAGAUCCAAAAAUAUUCCAACAUAAUCAUUUUAUAUUUGAACUUUGUCGUUUUGUAUUUAUGUUAACAACAAGUGAAUUUUCUGAAAUACAACUAGAUUAUUUAUCGGAUGAACAUGAUCGAUACUUCAGAGAAAAAAAUAGUACUUUAUAUUCGUUAUUUGCUAAUAGAACCGUAUGCAAUUAUGAUAAUGUUAUUGAUUUAUCAAUACCAGAACUUGGACCAAUACUUAUUGGAUGCUAUGAGACCCCAGUUCGACGUAACAGCGGUAUUCAUCAUGAUAAUACGGUCUGUUCAGGUUGUGGACAAUCACCAGUUUAUGGUAUUCGCUGGAGAUGUGGUGAUUGUCCAAAUGUUGAUUUAUGUUCAAUGUGUUAUCACGGUGAUAGACAUAAUAUUCGUCAUCGAUUUUGUCGCAUCCUCGCAUCAAACGGUGAAAGGUAAGUUUCAUAUUAACUAUCUUUGUAUCUUAAACAAUAUUUUGAUACUAACGGGAAAUCCCCAUUUCCCUUUAGUAUUUUUCAUUUUUCUCGUGUUCCUUUAAGACCUUAAGGUUAAUGGUUUUUUCUAAAAGAUGCGCCGCAAAAUAGUCUACAAAAUCCUACCUAAACUUUAAUUCCAGAACUUCAAUCAAGAAAACUAAGUAAAUUAUACGAGUAAAAAUGGAAACUUUCUAAAUUUGUUUUUUUUUCUACUUGAACAUUUUCUUCUGCUAUUAUUUACGUAAAAAAGUAUAGCAAACGUGAGAACUCACGAGGGAACCUAUCCAACUGUCGGACGCCGUUUGACUCCAUAUUUUGGCUAUAAGUAGGACUCAGUGAGACUAAGAAAAUCCUAAAAGGGUUCGGGCCCAUGACUCUUGAAGACCCCGUUUUCUGG
Didymodactylos carnosus is the source of this 1233-nucleotide messenger RNA. The record is from the annotation of a GenBank genome assembly. Lineage: Eukaryota; Metazoa; Rotifera; Eurotatoria; Philodinida; Philodinidae.